Geodia barretti is the source of this 627-nucleotide messenger RNA. NCBI's taxonomy places the organism in Eukaryota, Metazoa, Porifera, Demospongiae, Tetractinellida, Geodiidae. The record is from the annotation of a GenBank genome assembly.
AUGGGAAGAUAUACAGGACCGGCCUGUCGACUGUGCAGGCGCUCCGGCGAAAAACUGUUUCUAAAAGGCGACCGCUGUUUCACGCCUCGCUGCUCAUUCGAGAAGCGACGCAACCCACCGGGCAACAUCUCGCGCCGUCGACGACGCCCAUCGGACUACGGGGUUCAUCUGCUGGAAAAGCAGAAGGCCAAGUACAUCUACGGGGUGAUGGAGUCCCAGUUCCGUAAGUACAUGGACGAAGCGUUCAACACACCGGGAGUUACCGGGAUGAACUUGCUUCGUAGCCUUGAGCGGCGGUUGGACAACGUUAUUUACCUGAUGGGUUUCGCUGAUUCCCGCAAGCAGGCCCGCCAGUUUGUACUGCACGGACAUUUCCAGGUUAAUGGACGAAAGACUGAUAUUCCGUCUUAUUCGGUCAGGGCUGGCGAUUGCGUCACUUGGCGGGAAUCCGACAAGACAACCGAAUUUUUCUCAGAUCGAACGGUGGGGCUGCCGAAGCGUCCGGUACCGGCUUGGCUUGCCUUGGACAUCAGCGAGAUGGCAGGUCGCGUUGUUUCCCUCCCUUCCGACGAGGAUUUGCAGACCACUUUGGACUCCAGGCUAAUUGUAGAGUUUUACUCGAGGUAA